AUGGCAGGUGAGCCCGCGACCUCGGCCGAAGCUCCGCAGGACAACUGCCGCCUCCUUUCUCUGCCACCAGAGCUUCUCGCCUUGAUCUUCGGAUACUGCUUUGCGGAGCAGCGCACCUACAGGGUGUGGAUUACGCAAGACGAUGUCUGGGGCCGGUGGGAUGAUCCGGACGAUCCACCCGAGACGGCAGUUCUGUACGCUUGCAAGCGCAUUCAAGAAGAGGCCAAACCAAUUUUUCACCAGCAGACGCGCCUGGACGUCGACAUCGAUCUCGGACGCGAACCCCUCACUACAGACGUCUACCCUGAUCUGAAAUCGCUUGGGUCAAUCUCCGAGAUCAAGGAGUACUCCGCGCUCCAACAUGUACAAGACCUCGAGCUAUCGAUCUGGCCGAGCAGAAAAUUCUAUCGGACGGUGAGGAAGGUUCGAACAUUACUCAAAGCUAUCUCCGCUUCAAACGUCAUUAACAAACUGGAUCUGAGGCUAUUCGAAGACUCGGAGGAGGCUUACCCUACGGUGUACGAAAAUCUGAUGGAGGUGAUGCAGGCGAAUGGUGUUGAUGUCGAGUUCAUCAAGCUGAAACAGAUGUAUUAG
Molecule: messenger RNA, 594 nt
Organism: Saxophila tyrrhenica
Lineage: Eukaryota; Fungi; Ascomycota; Dothideomycetes; Mycosphaerellales; Extremaceae
Exons: 3
Coding region: 1-594 (197 amino acids)
Source: RefSeq, a predicted model, not a curated record